AAACCUGUUUUCAAAAUUUUAACCUUUUUCUGUGAAAGAAACCCUUUUUACAGAAAGGAGCUAAACAGGAUUGGAUGUGAGAGGAUCUGAGGGCAGACGAAAGUUCCUAAGUGAUGGAAAAGGGCUACUACUAGCUACGUGAUCUAAUUCAUGCCUCUCGAUCUCCUUGUGUGUGUGAAUACAAAUUCCAGAACCCAAGGGCCAAUGUUAUUGAAAGCGAUCUUUCACACUGUUGUCUUUGGGGUUAUUUUCCAACAAAAGCCCCGAAAAUCAGGGAAACUGUUCGCUAACAACACAGUAAUGAAAUGCAAAACAAAACAAAAACAAGACCAUAAGAGAAGAAAGUCAGAACCAGAGAUCGGUUUACAGCCUCUAGUUUUUGAAGCCAAAAAAUACACCCACAACACAAAACCCAAGAAAUAUUGAUACAAGAACUCAUUCCCCUCUGCCCAGUGAGAGAGAGAGAGAGAGAGAGAGCCCAGCUAAAACAAUUACUCCCACAAUUAAGACCUAUAGCCCAAAGACAAAUGUUCACCCUACCACUAGCUCUCUCUCUCUCUUCCUUGUCUCUGUUACUUUGUUUCAAAAUGGUAACAACAGUAGCUGUAGUUCUGGGCCCUCUGGCUGGCUAGUCUAUUAGCAUCGAAUAUAAAUAGUAACAGUGGACUUGUUUCGCUCACACGCUGUCUCUGGUUGGUGGGCUUAGAAACGAAGGCAACAGUAGAGUGGUUGCAGAGCACCGCGCUGGCUUCUAGUCUCCCAGGCGCACUCCAAAACCCAGAUCUCGAGGUCCUUUAUAAGGCCUCUAAUUGACACUUGUCACAGACUUUAUUAUAAUCUUUUGCACUUCCUUCUCUCUCCACACCUUUCCUUCCUCCGCCAAUCUCUCUUAAUGCCUCUAUGCGGACCUCCCAAUACAAAGCACUUGAAGAGUAUUGGGUUUGUUUUGUAUGUGCUCAAAGUUGUGGAAUUGACCUUGAGGUGUUGCAUUGGCCACAAUUUUAGGGAGUGUCGGUCGUAGAGUUGAAUUUCACUGCUGCUUUGCAUUGAAGCCGAGGUACAGUCUUCGAACCUUGAAGCUUUGAUCUUUGUUCCCUGUAUUUGAUUAUUCUAGCAUUUCCGCGUUUUGGGUGUUGAUAUUGCUAUUUUACUAAUAUCUUAACACCGGAAGCCAUAUACUAGAGCAUUAGAACAUGUGAAAAACGGUUGUCAUUGGUGGUCUCUUGGUUUGUUCGUUGGUUCUUUGUACUUACUCGUGCUUGUAAUCACAUAUUUAUAGUGGAACUACAAGCUGUGGUUGCAUAUUGCUUGCAUAAUUAGCGAGAAAAACUCGGUCCGUAAAUUGGGGCUUCAGUGGAUAUUUAAGUAGUCCAACUAUUGCUUAAUUGCCUGUAGGGAGUGUGAGCAAGGUGGUUUUGGAUGUGGAAUAUUGGCCUCAAGUACAAGACAUGCUGAGAUCUGAUGAGGGAGAAAUUGACGUGUUCUUUGACUCGACAGAUUGCUGUUCGUCUGUAGAUUCAGUUGCAGAUGAAGCGUUAGGUUCUAUACAUUUAGAAUAUGGUGUCUGGAUGAAUGCACCAGUAAGCGUUAAGGAAAGGCGGGAGGUAUUUUUACGUGGAAUGGGUUUAUCUGAGCUUGCUUCUCCUAAGAUUUGUGCUGAGGAGAAUGGAAUGGACGCUGCUGCCUCCCAAGAGCUGAUGGGAUUGGAGAGGCUUAAGCAAUGUAGUGGAGCAGAGAGGCUUAAGCAAUGUAGUGGAGCAUUCUCAAGCUCUUGUAUUUCAUCUACUGAUCUAGCAGAGGAAAAUUUGGUUUGUUGUAGAAGAGAGAGGGGAUCAGUUCUCAAUGGGGAAGAUGCUGGGCUUUCUAGUCCUGCUCGGGAAUAUGUAGAGAGUGAUGUGCGUGCGUGUUCAGAAGAAUAUAGCCGCUUAGAUGUGGGUAAAAGGAGAUUGAAAAAUUGGUUAAAACACUUUGUCGGCAAGAGUAAGGGUGGAGGAGAUACAUUUGUAACAAAAGUAUCAAAACCAAAUUCUGAAACACCUAAGAUAAACAGAAUGAAGGUGUGGCAGAAUAAGAAGAGGUACAUGGAGUUUACUGCUCUUUACAAUGGGCAAGAGAUUCCUGCACACAAUGGCUUAAUUUGGACAAUGAAGUUUAGUCCAGAUGGCCGGUACCUUGCAAGUGGUGGCGAAGAUGGGGUUGUACGUAUUUGGUGCGUUACAUCAGAAGAUGCCUCUGAUAAUUAUAUGACGGCUAUAAAUAGUUAUGGUAUAAAAGUGAAAGGUGGCAAGUCCACUUUUGGAGGAAAAAGCACGAGCUAUGCCUCCAUUGACAUUCCUGAUAAGGUUUUUCACAUUGAAGAGUCACCACUACAAGAAUUUCAUGGCCAUUCUAGUGAUGUGUUAGACCUGUCUUGGUCCCAUUCAAAUUGUCUUCUUUCAUCAUCCACGGAUAAAACUGUCCGUCUGUGGCGAUUGGGUUGCAAACAAUGUUUAAAUGUUUUCCGUCACAAUGAUUAUGUGACAUGCAUUCAGUUCAAUCCUGUUGAUGAAAAUUACUUCAUCAGUGGCUCCAUAGAUGGAAAAAUUCGACUUUGGCGGGUAUCUGAAAAGCAUGUUGUUGACUGGGCUGAUGUGCGAGAUGUAAUAACUGCUAUAUGUUACAAGCCAGAUGGGAAAGUUUUCAUAGUUGGUUCUAUUAGAGGCACGUGCCGAUUCUACGAUGCAUCAGGCAAACAUUUAAAACUUGAUGCACAGAUACGUAUUCAAGGUAGAAAGAAGACCUCAGCUAACAAGAUCACUGGCAUUCAGUUUUGCCAAGAAAGAUCUCAAAGAGUUAUGAUAACAUCAGAAGACUCCAAGCUCCGAGUAUAUGAUGGCAUUGAUCUUGUCCAGAAAUACAGAGGUCUUCCAAAGUCAGGAAGUCAGAUGUCAGCUUCCUUCACUUCGAGUGGGACGCAUAUAGUCUCAAAUGGAGAGGACUCUCGUGUUUAUCUCUGGAACUAUGAUGGGAUGUGCAUCCAAACAUCGAAACGAACAAAAUCCGUGCGUUCUUGUGAGCAUUUCUUCUCCGAAGGUGUGACGGUUGCAAUACCUUGGUCGGGCAGUGGAGCAGGACAGAGGAGUUCACAGGCACUGGACCAAGAGGCCACUUCUAGGUUCAAAGAUUCGGAGCGGCUUUCCAGCCGGGGUAAUUGGUUUUCUAUGGAUGGCUCAUGCAGGGGUUAUGCAACUUGGCCGGAAGAGAAACUUCCUCUGUGGGAUGUACCAGUUUCAGAGGAAGAAUCUCAGGAUCAGCACCACGGUAAUGCCCACAAACACAGGGCCAUAUCAAACCUUUGGGGGUUGGUGAUUGUGACUGCUGGAUGCGAUGGAACAAUCCGGACAUUCCAUAACUAUGGGCUUCCCGUCAGGCUGUAAGAGUUUUCUGGUGAUCUCUCCUGGCCGUCUGGAAGCAUGCAAGCUAGAGCAUUUAGAAACUAUGAAGUUUCACCUCUGAUGGAUGGUGAAUGAAUACCUUCCUCUAUUUCCUUAGAAAAUUCUAGUUAUACCUCAGCUGUAACAGCCGGGAUAACAGCGUCGAUAUUGACAUGUAUAUCAAUAUCUAUCAUGUCAAUAGUAUUACAUCAGAGCAUUUAGAAUAUUACAAAUGGCUAGCAAACGUGGUUUUAUUCAGCCAAGGCAGGCCAUGCAAUUAAAUUUUGAAAAAUGCUAGGUUGCGCUGGGCGUGUCGUCUAAAUACAAAUUUAGCUUUUUAUUUUUUCAA
This is a messenger RNA of Carya illinoinensis, 3762 nucleotides long. RefSeq names its product WD repeat-containing protein 44-like. Lineage: Eukaryota; Viridiplantae; Streptophyta; Magnoliopsida; Fagales; Juglandaceae. The coding region runs from base 1449 to 3416 and encodes 655 amino acids. The transcript is spliced from 8 exons. Gene Ontology annotation, molecular function: protein binding. The record is from RefSeq and is a predicted model, not a curated record.